Messenger RNA from Rana temporaria (common frog), 1235 nucleotides. RefSeq names its product BTB/POZ domain-containing protein KCTD5-like. The coding region runs from base 171 to 953 and encodes 260 amino acids. Gene Ontology annotation, molecular function: cullin family protein binding. NCBI's taxonomy places the organism in Eukaryota, Metazoa, Chordata, Amphibia, Anura, Ranidae. The transcript is spliced from 7 exons. Gene Ontology annotation, cellular component: cytoplasm; Cul3-RING ubiquitin ligase complex. The record is from RefSeq and is a predicted model, not a curated record. Gene Ontology annotation, biological process: proteasome-mediated ubiquitin-dependent protein catabolic process; protein homooligomerization.
UCCCUUUCAGGCGCCUUCCUUUGUUUACUUCCGUUGGGUGCAUCACUGAGCACAGUCCCCCGGAUCGGGGACUUCCGGAGAGUGGCCAGGAAGACUCUCAGCCCGCAGAAGGAGGAGACUAUUGAAGAGCGGACACUUCCGGGGUUGUCAGUGACUGGGGAGUGACGGACAUGGCGGAGGAGAGCUGUGAGCUGAAUGGCUCCGGGGCGGCGGUGGGAUGCCGGAGGUGUGCGGCUCCGGGGGAGAGAGGUGGGGUGUCUAAGUGGGUCCGGCUCAAUGUGGGGGGGACGUGCUUCCUGACAACCCGACAGACCCUGUGCAGGGACCCCAAAUCCUUCCUGUACCGGCUGUGCCAGGCGGACCCGGACCUGGACUCUGAUAAGGAUGAAAUUGGUGCCUAUAUAAUAGACCGGGACCCCACAUACUUUGGGCCAGUGUUGAACUAUUUGAGACACGGGAAGCUGGUGAUAAACAAAGACCUAGCAGAAGAAGGUGUUCUGGAAGAAGCCGAAUUCUACAAUAUCACAUCAUUAAUUAAGAUUGUAAAGGACAGAAUAAGAGAGAGGGACAGUAAAACAUCACAGGUGCCAGUUAAACAUGUUUACAGAGUGCUGCAGUGUCAGGAGGAAGAGCUCACUCAGAUGGUCUCCACAAUGUCUGAUGGCUGGAAGUUUGAGCAGUUUGUCAGCAUAGGUUCCAUGUAUGGAUGCAGGCGGGAUCGACAGUCAGAGUUUCUGCUCAUUGUUUCAAGGGAAGUAAAAGAGGAGGAGACCAUCCUCCAGAAAUUCAGCGGUGAGCUGGUCAACAUUGGUUCUUCCUAUAAUUAUGGAAAUGAAGACCAGGCAGAAUUUUUGUGUGUGGUCUCCAAAGAAUUGCACAAUACCCCAUACGGCACAACUAGUGAACCUAGUGAAAAGGCAAAGAUUUUGCAAGAACGAGGCUCCAGAAUGUGAAGUGUCCCUUUUCCCCUCCAUACAAUUUUAUUGCAAGCAAAGAAAUCACCUUUGGAAAGCCACCACAAGAAGCCUGCUUUAGAUCCUAGAAUUAUAUUUUGUUUUUCAAAAGUUGAAAAGUUGCAUUUUUGGGUGGAAGCUUCAGUGUUUAAUGGGAAAUGUGUAUUGAACAGGAACUUCUAUUAAGUGGGUCUAUUGCCUAUUUUCCCUCCCAGCCCCUAACUUGUUUGUUCUCUCUACAAUAUAAUUUUUUGUACAGCAUUGAUACAGAAAAGUGGUAAA